GAAUGUAAAUGUGUCAAUUGUCAGUGACAUUCCUUGUAAAUUCGUAAAUUGUGAUAAUACAUUAUAAGUAUUUACUGAAAUAUUAUAGUAGUGUAUCUCAAAUGUUUUAUAUUUCAUUAUUGUCAUGAAAUAUUAUAUAUACCUAUUCAUAUAUUUAUUAUAUUUAUUACCAAUAAAACAAUGUGCUGCCAAAACCAACCAGAGGAAACUUAUUGUAGACAAUUUAGUUGAUAUCAAAGACUUUAAAAAAAUUCUUAGAACCAAAACAAAUGUUUUAGUUUGUUUUUAUAAUUCUUAUAAACAAUCCCAACAUGUCAUCAAAAUCUUCAAGGAAGUUGGAGAUAACAUCAAAGGAGAAGGUACUAUGGUUCUUAUUGAUUGCUCAGGGGAAUCCAAAAAAAUGUGUAAAAAACUGAAAAUUCCAAAUGAACCUUUUGUAAUCAAGCACUAUAAAGAUGGAGAUUUCAAUAAAGAUUAUGACAGAAAAAUGACCGUCAGUUCUAUGACGAAUUUCAUGAGAGAUCCUACAGGAGACAUUCCAUGGGAAGAAGAUACCUCAGCCACUGAUGUUGUUCAUAUAUCUGAUGCGAACACCUUAGCCAAAUUCAUAAAAAGAGAAGUGAGACCAAUUUUAGUAAUGUUCUAUGCUCCCUGGUGCGGAUAUUGUAAAACACUUAAACCGGAAUAUGCGGAGGCUGCAAAGGAAUUGAAAGAUCAAGCUAUAUUGGCAGCUAUAGAUGUUAAUAGACCUGAAAAUACCGUUGUAAGAACCCAUUACAAUAUUACAGGAUUCCCUACUAUGCUAUAUUUUGUGAAUGGUCACAUGAAGUAUGCUUACGAGGGAGAAAAUAAAAAAAAUGCAAUCGUGUCUUUCAUGCAGAAUCCUUCUGCACCACCUGUGAAAAUAAAGGAACCUGAAUGGUCAGAUGUAGAUAAUGAAGUGGUUCAUUUAACUUCUACAAGUUUUGACCCAGUGAUAAAAGAAGAAGCAUCAGUUUUGGUAAUGUUCUAUGCGCCAUGGUGUGGACAUUGUAAGAAAAUGAAGCCAGAGUAUGAAGCUGCUGCGGCUCAAAUGAAAAGUGAAGGAAUUCCUGGCAUGCUAGCAGCAGUUGAUGCUACAAAAGAACAAACUGUAGCAUCUAGGUUUUCAGUGAAGGGAUACCCAACUAUAAUGUAUUUUUCAUAUGGUGAACAGAAGUUUGAUGUCAACGUUAGGGAUGCUCCUAAAAUUAUUGAUUUCAUGAAGGAUCCAAGAGAACCCCCUCCACCGCCUCCUCCAGAAAAACCUUGGUCAGAUGAAGAAAGUGAUGUUGUUCAUCUUAGUGAGGAAAACUUCAAAACAUUUUUGAAGAAGAAAAAGCAUGUCCUCGUCAUAUUUUAUGCACCCUGGUGCGGACAUUGCAAGAGAGCCAAACCGGAAUUCACUCAGGCUGCUGCAAGAUUCAAAGAUGAUCCCAAGGUGGAAUUUGCCGCUGUAGACUGUACAGCAUAUCCUGCUGUUUGUAGUGCACAUGAUGUUAAAGGUUAUCCAACACUGAAAUAUUUCAGUUAUUAUACUAAGUUCACAAAGCCCUACAGUGGGGGCAGGACG
Molecule: messenger RNA, 1591 nt
Organism: Leptinotarsa decemlineata (Colorado potato beetle)
Lineage: Eukaryota; Metazoa; Arthropoda; Insecta; Coleoptera; Chrysomelidae
Product: protein disulfide-isomerase A5
Biological process (GO): protein folding
Cellular component (GO): endoplasmic reticulum
Molecular function (GO): protein disulfide isomerase activity
Source: RefSeq, a predicted model, not a curated record